This is a messenger RNA of Orbicella faveolata, 588 nucleotides long. RefSeq lists its product as uncharacterized. The record is from RefSeq and is a predicted model, not a curated record. Lineage: Eukaryota; Metazoa; Cnidaria; Anthozoa; Scleractinia; Merulinidae.
AUGUCAACUCCUGACCACCCGUUGAAUCGUUUGUUGAUGUUCGACAAACCCUGGGCCUGGACAGAAGCUUGCCAAGUAGCCUUCAAGAAGUUGAAAGAAUUGCUCCUUAACUCACCUUUAUUGGUCCACUAUGACCCGAAUAAACCAGUUCGGUUGGCUGUCGACGCCUCAUCAUAUGGUUUGGGAGCAGUUUUGUCACAUGUCUCUUAUGACGGUGAAGAAAAACCAAUCGCGUAUGCAUCCCGCAGUCUCUCAGCAAGAUGCACUCCUGCUGAACUCCUGAUGGGUCGUAGAAUUCGCACAUGGUUGGACAUCUUGCAUCCAGAUUUGUCGGCCAGAAUGUCUGAGAAAACUAAGCUUAGAAACCAUACCACACGUCUUAACUUUCUACCUAGUGAUCCAGUCAUGGUUAGAGAUUAUCGGGAUCGUAAUCAAUCCUGGAUCAAACGAGUCAUUGAAGAUCGCUUGAGGGCUGUUACGUAUCAAGUUAUGGUGGAGAAUUUGUUUUGGAAACGGCACGUGGAUCAGCUGCGAUCCUUAGCAAAGGUUCAAAGGUUCAAAGAUUGCAGAUACCGACCCUAUGGCUGA